GGUUGAUGUUCUCUUGUUCUCGCUCCAAUCCAAAAAAGUGUUAUCCCAACCAUGUCUUUUCGUCCUCCGAGGUCUCUCCCUGUUCUCUCCAUCUUCCACAGUCCUCAAUGCAGCAAAUCGCGCGCAGCGCUGGCACUGAUGCAAUCUAGACAGAAAAAAGCAAAUGGUGACGACUACUAUCGCUUGGACGUGGUGGACAACUUCACCAAAGAUCAGCUGCGGCAAGUGGUUCAGUAUCUGUCCCAAGAAGUCCCUCCCAAAGAUAUCCUUCGUCCUGAAGCCCAAGGACAAAGCAUCGAUACCUCAACCAUCGUGGAAAUUCUUAAAUCCAAGCCGGACAUGUUGGAACGUCCUAUUGUGGUUGAUUGGGAGCGUGGAAAAGCCGUUCUGGGCCGCCCUACCCUGGAUGCCGUCCAGAAGCUCAUCGACGCCCGCACAAAGAAAUAAUGCCGUAAUGGAGGUUACAUCUUUCUUUAUUGAGCAACAAUACACAUAUACACAAUAGCAAAAAUUCAAAUAAGAACAAGUGCA
Messenger RNA from Radiomyces spectabilis, 531 nucleotides. RefSeq lists its product as uncharacterized. NCBI's taxonomy places the organism in Eukaryota, Fungi, Mucoromycota, Mucoromycetes, Mucorales, Radiomycetaceae. The record is from RefSeq and is a predicted model, not a curated record. Bases 52 to 447 code for a protein of 131 amino acids. Gene Ontology annotation, cellular component: mitochondrion. The transcript has a single exon. Gene Ontology annotation, molecular function: oxidoreductase activity.